AGAGACAGAGUCGCGUUCAGAGGGACUGAAAAGAAGACAACAUUUUCAACUUUUGCAAGAAUCAUCUCAACGAUGGCAGUGCAUUGAUUUCAACAGUGCUCCUGUGGUGAUUAGGCAGAGAGUGUUUUUUUUUUCUUAAGGAGGAUAUGAUGUGCUCUACAAGAUGACAGGUUCACUUCCAUCACAAAAGCAGGCACUGUGGAUUCUUAGUGUGGUUCUGAUCACUGCAGCCGGAGAGGACAUCCCUUGUCCAAAAGGAGGUCAGAUCCACCUUCCCAGCCAGCGAUGCUAUUGGCUCUCUGAGAUGACAUUUUCAUGGCCUGAAGCACAGGAUUCAUGCAGAGAGACUCAGGGAGGAGAUCUGGCCUAUGCUGACAGCCUGGAGCUGCAAACCUUCAUCCACUACUCCUUUCCAGUGAAAACCACUGUGUGGGUAUGGCUGAAGGGAUCAGAUGGAGAAGGGUCUGACCAGGUUGGGGUUUUGAAGCCAGCAGGGCCAUCAUGGUGGGCCGGAGCCAGUGAAAGUCAGGCGGUAUGUACUCAAAUGGCCUUGGGGACACAGAAACGGUGGAGGAAGGCUCAAUGUGCUGGAAGACACCUCUUUCUCUGUGAAAAAGAUUUAACUGAAUCUUUACCAUCUGUGGCCAGUUUCGUGACUGGAGUUGUCCUCAUGACCGGCAUCUAUGCUCAGACCCAGAUACACCCCUUCCCCAAGGUCCCAGACAUCGGUCAACUCACAGUGGAGAUGCAGCUGUUCCCAGGGAUGUGGUUCAGUCAUGCAGGUCAGUUGGUAUCAGUGGAGCUGGUGGUCCAGCCCAGCCCAGUGUCCUCUCUGGCCCGUGUCCAAAUCCUCCGACCCUACUGCAACCCCAACCACCACCUGGUACCUCCAGGUUGCAGCUCUCUCCUUAAUCCAUUUAGCUGUUGCUCAGCAGUCCCACUAUGUAACACCACAGGAGGCUGCAGCAUGGGCCAGUACUGGUGCCACCUCCUGGAGGCCUGUGUCCGCCACACCAGUCCCUGCAGCCCCUAUGACUCCGCAGUAACGGGCCGUGGCUUUACUUUACCGCCCAGAUAUCCUGCAAUACCGCCGUUCUACCACCUGGUGACAGACCUGCCUCUGAGAAUAAACCCUAGCUCUGAAUUAAAAACUAUAAGACUGCUUCUUCCAGAUCAAGCAAUCAUGGUGUACCCUGAUGAUAUCGUGGCUAUACAACACACUCGCGACUCUGGAACAUUCCUACAUUGUCUGAACAAAGAAGUUUCUCUAAACUCCCCUUGGCGCCAGAGUUACAUGUCCCUUAGAGGGUCCGACUGGGGAGGCUGGUGGGAGGGAGGCCUCACUUCCCUGCCCCAAGAAGGCCUGUGGGUAGACGGGGUGGUGUGUGAUCUGAGGAUGCUGUACAUGGACAAUCUUCACAGAGGUACCGAGCAUGAUAACUUUGGCUUCACCCACAGAGUCACAACCACAUCUCCAGAUAUUUGGGCCCAGACAACUGGUCUUACUCCAAAUCCGAGAUCUAAAUUUGGGCUUAUGGUCAUCCACCCAGUGCCCGAUGAAAAUAAUCAGAUUCAUGUCCAAAUCGAUGCCCCAACACUCGUUGUUGUCAAGGUCCUGUUUGGAGAGAAAGCCAGGAGCUCAUGGUCAGCCCCAGUUCUCCAGACCGGGAUCCCCUUCCGUCCAUCUUGCCCUGAAGAGGUGGCUCAGUCUUGGCCAGGCUGUAAGAGAUAUUCCCACAAUGACUGGUUCUCUUCAGUGACUCUGGUGUUGCCAUCAGUCGGGGUUCAAACGCUGAACAUCAGUGUGUUGGAUGCAGUAAGCUCUCAGAGUGUGAGUGUGAAGGUUUGUGGCUACAAGGCAGUGACAGGGCUUAGCGUUAAGCCACAUGGAUGCCUGAGGAUGCUUGUAGAGACCGCACAGUCAUUUAUAGCCAAAGUGCAGAGUGGUUCCUCAGUCAAAUUCACAUGGGUGAUUGACAAUCUGGAGAUGUUGUCCCAUGAAGGAGAAUCUUACAGUGUAGUUUUCAAGAAACCUGCCGAGUAUAAGCUCAGGGUGACAGCCUCCAACCCUGUGAGCUUCCAGAGCCAGCAAAUCCUCCUCACUGCUGAUGAAAUGACCCCACUGGCUGAGCCAGAGUUUCUGUUAGUCAAGGAGGUUGUAGCUGUGGAUGCUACACACCUCUACACCAUUAGGGUCAAAGUGGACAUCUCCCUGCCAAUCACGUUCAGGUGGGAUUUUGGGGAUGGCAGUAGCAAAGUGAUCCACACCCAGUCUGCCCCAUGUCAGACCAUGGAAGGGCUUAUGGAGAGAGGAGAGAAGCAGGUGUAUGUCCACGACUCGGUGAACUAUACAUAUUCCAUCCCAGAUGACUAUACACUUCAUGUUCAAGUCGCCAACCAAUAUGACAACACUGACGUGUCCACGAAGAUAAGUGCCCGUCCUCAAUUAAAUCACCUCCUCAUUUCCUCUUCCCUUCCCGUGCCCCUCGUCAAACAGACUCUUCUUCUGGAAGCUUCCGCUGAGCCCUCCUCCUAUGCAGUCGUCUACACUUGGGACUUUGGCGAUGGCUGCAAAGCUGUCGAAGGCAUCAACCAUAAAAUUAACCACACGUUUGCUUCUGCAGGGGUUUAUAAUGUCACAGUGUGCGCUAACAACGCUGUUACAGUCCUGACCACCUGGCUCAUGGUGGAAGUUAUGGAUAAAAUCUCUGGAUUAAUGAUCAGCUAUAAUGGACCCAGUGAACUAAGCUGUGCUACAGACUUCAGAGCUUCAGUGGCCACUGGUACAAGUCUCAAGUGGAAUUUUGUCUUUGGUGAUGGGUCAUUGCAGGGAAACCUUACAGAUGGUUCAACCUCCCACAUCUAUAAGUCACCAGGGAACUAUACAGUGGAUGUAACUGUCUUGAAUUCUGUCAGCCAAGCUCAUCAGUCUAUCAGUGUAGAGGUCUAUAGGUUGGCUAUUAGUGGAGUUCUCCCUAAAGAAUGUGUCAUGAGUGGAAGAGACAUACAGCUUAGAGCUCUGGUGAAUGGGAACAUAUCUAUUAUUACUUUCCAUUGGCUGUUUGGAGAUGGAUCGCCUCUGACUGUAGUGAGGGGACAGUCAACUGUCAUGCACACAUUUCAAAGCCAAGGGAUUUUUCACAUCAGUUUGACUGUGUUUAGUUCUAUUACAUCUGUAUCAUUUGAUACAAGUAUCUGUGUCGAAGCACCAAUAACUAACAUGACAGUGCAGUCACCACAGGAAGUAGUGGCAGUAGGAGAAGAGGUAUGCUUUAGAGUGUUAGUUUUCCCGGAACAGAUGACAGGUUACCAAUUUAAAUGGUUUAAACGGCCCUCUAGUCUCAUUCCCAUGACAGAAAAUGCUCAAAAGUGUUUCAUCUUUAAAGAUGAAGGUAUUGAAGAAGUAUCAGUAACGGCAAGUAACAAAGUCAACAACAAAACAGCCACAGCUAGUAUCACCAUUCAGAACCCUGUGAGGGACCUGUCUGUGGCGCAUGAUAGUCAAAGUGACACACUGAUGGUCAAUACAUUAGCAUCAUUUUGGGUUGCUAGUUGCACUGGCAGCAAUGUGUCAGUGCUGUGGGACUUUGGAGAUGGCUCUCCAUUGGAGCAGAAGCAAAAUGUGUCACAUGUCUUUACCUCGACGGGUCAGUUCACCAUCACCGCCACAGCAUUUAACGCUGUUAGUCGUGAUUCUGUGACCAUUAAAGUAAAUGUUUUACUUCCUGUUUCAGACCUUUUACUUCACACCAACCAGCCUUAUGCUGUAGCAGGAGAAGAAACUCUUAUCUCAGCAAUUAGCAGUGCUAUCAGUAGCACCAACUACUACUGGACUGUGGAUGGUAUGACCUCAACCAAACAGGGGACUUAUCAGUUUAGAUAUACUUUCCUGAAACCAGGAGUGUAUCAAGUGAUGGUUGUAGCACAGAACUUGGUGAGCAGAAAAGAGGCAGCUAUUUUAAUUGAGGUCUUUGAAAGAAUAGAGGGUCUUCAGAUUAAAUGCCAGCACCUGACAAACCUGAAAUAUGUACCAACCCAAGAGGAACUGCCAUUUAUUGCUUCAUUCACCAAGGGCUCCAAUGUCACUUAUCACUGGCUUGGUACACAGAAUGGAAUAAAUCGACAAAUUACUGGUGAUGGAAAGUUUUUUUAUAUGUUAGCUGAAACUCCUGGUGGGAUUUCAGUUCAGCUAACUGCUUCUAAUAAGUUGGGUCAGGCCACCAGCAUUGUUUCUUUAGUGGCAGUACAGCGUGUAACAAGUGCACUAAUUACAACACAAUCAAACAUUGUGGCAUUAGGUAAAGUAGUGAAUAUCUCUGUAUCUGUGGUUACCGGGUCAGACCUACAGUACCUUUGGUUUGUGAAAUCUGAUCUUCCACCCCUGCAGACACAGGAGCCCUUUCUCCUCCACACCUUUACAAGUUUGGGUCAUUGUCUUUUCAAAGUUUCUGUUCAGAAUGUCCUCAGCCACAGCAAUGUCACCAAAGACUUUAAUGUUCAGGAGGAGGUCCAACAGGUGGACUUUGAAAUUGAAGAAAGAAAUCAUCCAUUUUAUAUCACCACAAGUGCUGUCGUUCCUCUCCAUGGCCUCAGUUGGAAGGGUAGUGAUCUGCACUGGAACUGGAACAUUAGAGGGGCAGAAAACACACUUUUUACUGCCAGUAAUCAGACCUUUGUCUACACUUUCCCACAUGCAGGCAUUUAUCAAGUGUCUUUGAAUGUCUCCAAUUGGAUCAAUUGGCAGCUGGUUUCCCACACUGUUACAGUCCAGGAUGCAAUCAAAAGUCUAAUGCUGAACAUUUCCAAGUCUUCGUUCUGCACCAAGGAAAAUGUUACUUUUAUUCCAACAAUCUCUGACGGCAGCAAUGUAAGCUUUGUUAUAACAUUUAGAAGCGAAAACUGGACUCAUAGUCAGGGUAUUCUCAAAGGGCGGCUCACCACAUCAAGCCUUCCAGCAGGGACACUUACAGUUACAGUGAGAGCUUGGAAUCUGGUCAGUAGUGCAGAGGUGUCCUCCAGCAUUCUGGUCACUGAGGAUAUUCAAGGUUUGCGACUUCUAAACUGCUGUUCUGCUGCUCUAGAGGCUCUGAAAGGAAUCCAGUUCAAGGCAGAAAUUCAAAGUGGACUUCCCGCCAAUUACACCUGGAUAUUUCACUUGGCAGGGUCUAAGCCCACAUGGCUGAUGGGACAAGAAGUCAUCUUUACUUCACCAGGGAAUGGUUCAUUGUCUGUUAGCGUGUUAGCCACCAAUGGAUUCUGUUCCAAGAUACUAAAUGAUACUGCUACAGUUCAGUGGCCUGUUAAGAACGUCAAGCUGGUCUGUCACUCAGAAAGAAUAUUUGUUGGGCAUGCUGUCACAUUUUCUGCAACAGUGAAUGGAGGGAGCAACCUCAGGUACCUCUGGGACUUUGGAGACUCCACUGAAGCACUAGUGACAGACUUAAGCAGAGUCUGUCAUACUUAUUAUAUUCCUGGGAAAUACAGUGUUAUGGUCAAGGUUCACAACAGUGUCAGCCAUGUGUCCACACUGUUACACAUGGAGGUGGAGAAGCUCCAGUGUUCCAGCCCUCAAGCUUCAAUUGUACAGAGCCAUUCUACCAUCUUCAGGUCUAGACCGAGUUUCUUUGAAGCAAAUGUGGACAUUAAGUGUUCUGCUUACAAAACCACAUACCUAUGGGAGAUACUCAAAAAGUCAGAUUGCACCAAUGCCAACUUGGAAUUCUCUGGGAACAAAGUCAUUCUUACAAGACAGGUAGAUGCAACUUCACCUUUUCUCUUGCUCCCAAAGCACACUCUCGAUAUGGGAAAGUAUUGCCUGGUAUUCACUGUUUCACUCCAGGGGACUCCUCUACGUGUCCAACGAAAAACCAGCAUUACAGUAGUCCACUCCCCACUUGUAGCUGUCAUCAAGGGAGGCUCACAAAGACUGUGGCCCAGCCUCAGUGACCUUGUUCUGGACGGAUCUGAGUCCCAAGACCCUGACGUAGAGCCAGGAGUGGAGGAUGCACUGCAGUAUCACUGGACCUUUGUGACAGUGGUGACUGUGUGCGAAGCUCCUGUGCUUCCUGUGAUUGUGGAAUGUGUGUCCAGUUCUGUGUUGUCCUCCCCUCACUACAUUAGUUACACCCCCAUCAUCCUCUCUGGACAGUGUGGACAGUGUGAUGACCAGGCUCAGUACAAAUGGAGUGCUGAAGACCAGACUGGCAUGAGCCUCGAGCUUAACAAGGUCACCACCUCUACAGGGAGACAUUCUCCUAACUUGGUGGUGCAUUCAGGUGUCCUGCAACCAGGGCAGAGUUAUACCUUCACUCUCAAUGUAUCCCAGCCUGGAAGAGGGCAGUGGGGUAGUGCCAGUCUGACGAUACUACCUAACAAUCCUCCACACGGCGGGCUGUGUGAUCUCAGUCCAGAAUCAGAUAUACAUCUGCUGGAGACAGUGGUCACUUACAACUGUACAGGGUGGCAAGAUGAUGAAAGCAGGGCCUCUCAGCUGAUCUAUACCUUUCAGGUAGCAUCAUGCCAGCCCAUUGGCACAGAGUGCCCCCUGCUCACUCUGUACAGGGGUACUCGUUCAACAUUUGGCAGCCUGGUUCCAAUGGGAAGUCCUGGGAAAGAAAGAAAAAUGUCAGUUAUCUCAGUUAGAUUGCUGAUAGAAAACCUUCUAGGGGCAAAGGUCAUUGCUCUGAACAGACCGCUGACAGUUGAAAAUCCUGCAAGGGACGAAGUUGCUAGUCAGUGGCUCAGAAACAAGAGCCAGACAGAGCUGUGGGCUUUAGUCCAACAUGGCAACCCACAAGAGAUCAUCCCUUAUUCCAUUGCCCUCACCAGCCAACUCAAUCAGAUGGAGUCUGGACAGACUGCCAGGGAGCUCAUGGACAGAAGGGAGAUCCAGGAAAAUGUGAUCCAAGCCCUGGCCUCUCUCCCCAUGUCCACAUUGCUGGAUGUUGAUCAGAUCAGCUCCGCAUUGUCACAGUCUAUUGCUGUUUCUAGUGAAUUGGUAUGUGAUAACUGCCAAGAGAAAGUUAUGGAAGCUGUGGGGAAGAUGAUCCGUGUAAUGGAGGAACAGAUGAGUCCUGGUGUUUUGUCAGCUGCUGAAACAGGAAGGAACAUCCUUAACAUCAUAGGUAGAACGCUGGCUGCUGUGUCUGAGUCUGUCAGUGCUUCCAGUUCGCACCCAGCCUACUCAAGCACUCUGCAGUCAGCAUCCGCAAUCGCCUUGUCAGCACUGGGUCACGCAGGGGCCUUAAUGCGCUCACUGAUGCAUGCACGUGUUCUUGGCGAAGCACCCCUUUUACUUUCCACUCCUUACAUCAACACAGUGGGUUUCCAAGGAGACCCUGCCGACCUCCUCUGCACUCACCAGUCCCACCAAAACCAAAUCACCCCGUCUCAGUCAUCAUCAACUGACCAAUCAAAGAGUUCUCUAUGUCAGUUUCAUAUCCCCGCCUCCCUUACUGCUUACCUGAAGAUUCAGAAGUCUGAGGUGGUACAGGUACUGUUUGAUGUGGAUGCAGAAUUAGGAUCUAACCCUUUGCUGACUGCAGCCGACCCUCCAAUUUCCACCACUCUAGUUGCCAUGGAGCUCACCACGCCUCAGGGCCAGUUCAUACCCAUCCAGGACCUGGACCAUGAACAGGCCAUACAGGUCACCCUGCCCAACAAGUACCCUGUGGGACAUGACGACAGGGGUGGUGAUGGGACAGUAGGUGAAGCUGGGAAUGGGACAUGUCUUAGUGUAACACUUCCCACUGAAGGAACGUUGAACUUCACAGUCAAAGCUGUGGAUGGUCUGGAUGAAAAUGCAGGUUUAUAUAUCUCCUUCAACUUCAGCCUGGACCCAGGAGCUACUCCUGUGAGUCUGGGACAUGUGAAGAUAGAAGUGAACUCUACAGUGCCAGGGACUAAUGCAUCCCAGAAUUCCCUAUUGAGAGAGUGGGCUCUCAAUCUCUCUGCUCCAACCACCUCCACAGAGGAAACCAUCUUUCUGUCUCCGCUCUUGAACGGGACACACAAGCCUCUCUCAGUCAACCUGACCUCAUCUCUGGUCGACGGCGGUCCUGUCCAUGUGUCAGUGUGUGUGUUCAGCUCUCUGUGCCAGUACUACAGCGUGAAGGAGAAGCGUUGGAGCAGUGAUGGUCUCCAACCACUGGAGGGGAGCACACUCCACGCAGCACGCUGUCUCACCCAGCACCUCACCGUGUUUGGGGCCAGUUUGUUUGUUCAUCCUGGGGCCGUUGUUCUGCUGGCACCGUCAGGCGGUCCCAUGCGUAACAUGGUGGUGGGGAUUGUGUGUGCUGUCCUGGUUCUGAUUCACCUGCUGGUGGGGCUCAUCGCACAUAAACUGGACCACUUGGACAGUUUGAGACUGAGCCAGGUCCCCCUGUGUGGCCAUCCUGGGCUGUACCACUACAGAGUGCUGGUCAAGACUGGCCGGCGGCAAGGAGCAGGCACCACAGCACAUGUUGGCAUCAGCCUGUAUGGUGUGAACAAGAGCGGCUCUCGCCAUCUCCAGAGGGAUGGAGCUUUUCAGCGUGGCAGCCUGGACCAGUUUCACCUGGAGACAGAUGACAACUUGGGAGAGGUUUGGAAAAUACGCAUCUGGCAUGAUAACACAGGUCUGGACCCGUCCUGGUACGUUCAGCAUGUGGUGGUUUGGGACCCUCUGACAGACCACAUGUUCUUCUUCCUGCUGGAGGACUGGCUCUCUGUGGAGAAUCAGAAGAACGGCUCUGUGGAGAAAGAAGUUCUCGCCUCAUGUCCCGAGGAGCUUUCUCAGUUUCGACGGGUCUUUACCUCCCAGCUGAUGUUUGGGAUGGUUGAGCACCACCUGUGGCUGUCGCUGUGGGAACGCCCUGCCCAUAGCCGCUUCACCAGGGGUCAGAGGGUUACCUGCAGUGCUCUCACGCUGCACCUCUACCUCGCACUGGGGGCUCUGUGGUACGGGGCUGUUGGCACAGAGGGGCACAGCGUACCUGUUUCAGCCCAGCUGCUAGUUUACGUGGAGGCGGUUGCUGCUGGAAUGACUGUUGCAGUGCUGGUGUUUCCUCUCCAGUGGUUCCUCUGUUUCCUGUUUAGAAAAGUUCACAGUCAGGUUACCAUGGACAUGUCAGUUCCUCCUUCUCCUGUUUGUCACUCUGUGGAGAUGGAUGUCCACCUUGGCCAAUCGGAGCUCUCCGGCCCUUCAUUCCUGUCUCUCCCAGACUCCUCCGGCCCAGUCCGGGAUAGUCCUUCAUCUUUACUGGAGAGCAAGGCGUUUGACUCCAGUAUCCUGGACUUUUGGGCUGGUUUGGCACCCCAGAAAGAUGGAGCAUGUCAAGAGGAGGACAUAAGGACAUGGCCGUCAUGCGACAGCCUCCUCAAUCUAUCAGUAGGCCCGUGCCUCACCAACAAAACUCUAGCUCCCGAAAUCUGCAAGGCUUCACCUGCUCUUCUCCCAAAACGCCAGCUGAAGAGAAAAAAGGCCCUGAUGCAGCUGCACCCGGCCUCACCCUCCUCCACUGAUUCAUCUAGUGCCCUUCUCUCUCCCCUUUCCACAUAUCCCCCCUCAAAAGACAUCUCCAGUUCUCACCAAUCCCCUGCUGCGUCUGGCCAAAAGGUCUCCACCAGGAACAUCAACUCAGUACAAACCCAUAACCACAAUCUGACAACACUUCUGACUCUGUCUGAUGAGGAUCUGCUGAUGUCUAUAGCAGCAGCAGCAGAGGAUACAGCAGAUAUAACUAACAGCAACUCAGACAGCGGCCGGGAUUCACCUAGGACCACCUCCUCACUCUCAACCACCCGAAGCACCUCCUGCAGCAGCUGGUCAGAACAGAGUGAGGAUAACUCCCUGUAUGGUGCAGAGAUCCACAAGCCAGACCCACAGUGCUGUCCCUCCCUGUAUGGGGCAGGACUCUACAAGUGUCCCUCUGUGCUCUCUGUAGACUCCGUAGCCAGCACCUUCCUGCCGAGCCCUUCUCCUGACUCUACACUUUCCUUCUCCACCACACGCAUAGGUGUUGCUCGAGGUCAGCCCAGCUGGCUGCUCCCUCCUUGGGCACUGUGUGUGAUUUACCCUCUGGUGGCUCUGCUGUUAGGGUCCUGCCUGGCUGUGGUCGGUCUGUACGGCAGCUUCUUGUCUAGAACAGUAGUCCUCAUGUGGCUAAUAUCGGCUCUCUCUGCCUUUCUUACCUCUGCCCUGCUACUGGAACCUCUCAAGGUGUGUGUGCAGGCUUUGAUCUACACAACACUUUGGAGGCCUGUGGAUCCAGAGGUCGAGGACCAGCUGGCUCAGGAGACUACUGUGGUGAGGGCAUUUGGAGAGCAUGGUGGGAAGGUUCGGCCACUAUGCGGCUAUGGGCUGCUACAGGCAAAAGAAGAGGCCCGCAAAGUCCGAGCUCUGCAAUCACUUAUGAGGCAUUGUGUGUGCCAGCUGUUAUUUCUAUUGCUGGUGCUGAUGGUGAACUACCAGGACAGCGCAGAGCAGAGGCAGGGCAGGCUGCUGCACUCCGCUGUCAGACGUCGUCUACACACAGCACCCUCAGGCGUCCCUAAUCUCACCUCACUCAGAGACUGGUCAGAUGCAGAGCAGUGGAUCAACCACACCUUAGGACCACACAUACACCAAAACCUUCCACUACGCCUCGUUGGAUUGCCACGACUGGAGUACACACAUGCUCUCAGUCCUCUGGCAAGUGUCUUUUGGGGAAAUAGCAGUUUAACAACACGGCAGCUCCUGGCUGACCUGCACAUGGCAGACUGGAGUAAGAAACAGUGUAAAAUGCUUUCUAUCAGCUUCACGCACUACCACAGGGAGUCUGGUUUAUUUGUGUGUGUGUCUGUACAACUACAGUGGGCUCAGACACAGAGAGUCACCCCCUGUCUCUCCAUCUAUCCCUUCCUCAUUCCUUCAUCCCUCUCUGGACUGGACCUGCAGGUGGCACUUACGGUUCUUCUUCUCAUCUCUGCUCUCCUAAUCUUGUUUGGAGAACUGUGGUCCAUGACUACUAAGCGUGGCCAGGACCUGCGUCAAUGCAGACACUGGUUCCAGCUUCUCCUGGCCUUGUUGUCCCUGACAACAGCUAUCCUGCAGCUCUGCUUCCUAUCCCAGGCUACUUUCUGUCUUACCAAGACUCUAUUGAAUAUAUACUCAUUUCCAUUACUGUGCGUUCCAGCUGCUGGGAACCUUGAGGUUUGUGCGGUGGUGGGUGGGGAUGGGCAGAGUUCUGCAGAGAGCCUGGAGGGAGCUGUGGGCUCUGACUGUCCUACUGCUGCUGCUGCUGCUGCUCUGUACUCACCUAGGAAACACGUUGAAGGUUUCCUGUCGGUACAUCAGACCGGUGUCUCAGUGCUCUCCAUCCUGCGCGGCCGGUUGGCUCUCCAAAGAUUAUGCAGGGUUCACCCAGUCCUUGGGCCUCUCUAUGGGCUACUACUGAUGGGGGGAGGUGUUUGGCUAUUUGCCAAACUUUGUGGAGCGGUUCUCAUCCGUACAUACAGGGCGGAGCAGGCUGAGCUGCACCAUCCGAACAUUGAACCCCAGGACUAUGAGAUGGUGGAGUUUUUUAUCAAAAGACUCAAGCUUUGGAUGGGACUCACCAAAGCUAAAGAAUUCAGGCACAGGGUGAAGUUCGAAGGUAUGGACAUCCCCCCUUCCAGGUCCUCACAGGAAUCCCAUCUUUCAACCCUGUCUUCCACCCCAACCUCUGUCCGCUCUCCUUCCCUGUCCUCAUCAUUGUCAUCCCCCCGUCCACCGUCUUCGUCUCUCUCCACGAGGUCUGAGGACUUGUCAGUGUCAGAGCCUGGGUUUGACGUCCAGCCCUACCUGGACCGCCUGCUGCCCUGUGUCAGUGCACUACUAUCUCGUUUUGAUCAGGUCAAUCAGAUAACUGAGGACGUUCACAACCUGGAAAUGAAACUAGAAGAGGCUCAGAUACGAAGAAGGAAGGGGUGGAUCAGUAACAAGAUCAAAGGUGCUGAAAGAUUCAAAGAGUCGGCAAAGCCAAAGGAACUGGAAAGAGAAGGAAGGGAAACAGCAGAAGUUAGAGACACAAAGAUAGGUCUUCUUCACCCCAAGCCACAAGUCUCCCUUCCAUCCUCGUUUUCUUUCUCUCACUCCACGCUUCACUACUCACCUGUAUCAGUCAGCAUCUUUCCCCGUACACGUAGCACCUCCUCCGAGUCCGAAUUAGUACCAUUCUACCCUCAAGCAUCUAGCAACAACCAUACUUCUGAAGCAGCCAAGCUUGCAUCUGGAAUUUGUGGUUUGUAUCCUGCAGGUUCUCCUGGAUUUGACAGGUUCCCCAGGAGAAGAGCUUGGCAUUCUGGGAGCUCUCACUCAGCUGAUGCAGCAAAGAGGAUCUUCCUGACCCGAGGUGGAAGUGGUCCAUGUGGCAAUGGAAGAGAAAAUGUUGCAUUCAGUAAAACUAGACCCAGAAGUGAUGAAGGGGUAGGAAAGCCUUUUAGUGAUGGAGUCCCUGUGAAGAGGAAGGCUUGGAUCUCUGAAGGAUCAGAGACUGAGCAAGACUAACCAUGUUUGCCUAUGCUGGAAGUAAACUUAGUUGACAGAUCCUGUUCUCACUGGAUCUCUGUAGCUUCACUAAAUAUUUCACAUAGAAAAGGAGAUUUUAGCACACUACACUUGGGCUCAGUACCAUUUCACCCCUUGCCCCUACAUUCUAUUUUCAAGUGUACCCCUUGGCCCUAAAAACAGAGUUACAACAUAGGGUUGAAGUAUUCCUCUACACAACGGAACAACCCUUCAGGAAACCCAAGACGUCAUCAAUAGUCGACGAUGGUUCUGACAUGAAUUUUCACAGGAUUUCUCCAUGACAACGAUUGACAACAAUAUGUCGUCCUCCGCUGUGGUAAUCUCUCUCAUGGUAAUGUUAUGUUAUGUUAUGUUAAUGAGACAACAUGCUAGCGGCUGAGCUAGCGAUUUUUAAAAAAUUGUUUUGGAGAAAAUCACCAUAUUACAUUAAAAAUGGCAUUAAAAUAAGAAUAACCAUGGUUAUCAUAAAUUAUAUUAAGAAAAUACUUGUAUUCUGAGACCUUUCUCGUAGCCCUUCAUUUGGAGUGUGCGUCUGAAAAAUCUCUGUUUUGAGGGCUAUCUAGCCCUACCCGUUCGCUUUAGCACUCUAUCGCAACAAGAAUCGGGACACCCUACCCCUAGCCGUGAAAAUGCAAAACGGAGGGGUAAGUGGUAGGGGCAAAGGGUGAAAUGGGAUUGAGCCUUGGACAUGACAGUAGGAGGUCUUUUAAAAUAAAUGUCUUGUAUGCUAA
Messenger RNA from Micropterus dolomieu (smallmouth bass), 13257 nucleotides. It is a transcript of the gene pkd1b, whose product is annotated as polycystic kidney disease 1b. NCBI's taxonomy places the organism in Eukaryota, Metazoa, Chordata, Actinopteri, Centrarchiformes, Centrarchidae. Gene Ontology annotation, cellular component: membrane. Bases 164 to 12505 code for a protein of 4113 amino acids. Gene Ontology annotation, biological process: kidney development. The transcript has 40 exons. Gene Ontology annotation, molecular function: protein binding. The record is from RefSeq and is a predicted model, not a curated record.